AAUAGUAGUAGAAGACACACGCAGAAGAGCAAGCAAUUCAUCGAGCAUAUGGCGACGACGACACUCUGGUCUUCCUUUGCCUCUGGAAACGUUCUCAGGCAAUCCCACUACCUCAAUCCCACCAAAUAACCCCAACUCACCCUCACAUCAUCCAUGGCUUCCACCAUUACUACUACUAAUACUACUACUACUACUACUACUACUGUUCUUCUUUACUUGCUGUUCCUUGCCACCUUCUUCUCUUCCGAUAAUGCUCAAAGGAGUCUUGAAGCCCAAGCAGAGAUUGAAGCUUUAACUUUCUUCAAGCUCAAUCUCUACGAUCCUCUUAGCGCUUUAAAUGGUUGGGAAUCAACCACUCCUUCGGCUCCUUGCGAUUGGCGUGGCAUCCUCUGCUAUAAUGGCCGUGUUCAUGAGCUCCGCUUGCCUCGUCUCCAGCUCUCUGGCCCUCUUUCUGAUCGUUUAUCAAAUCUUCAGGAGCUCCGCAAGCUUAGCCUCCGGUCCAAUCAUUUCAAUGGUUCCAUCCCUCUUUCCCUCUCCAAAUGCUCUCGUCUCCGUGCCCUUUACCUUCAAUAUAACUCCUUUUCCGGCCGUCUUCCCACAGUGAUCGCCAACCUCACCGAUCUUCUCGUCUUCAAUGUAGCUCAGAAUCUUCUCUCCGGUGGAAUCUCUGCUGAUCUCCCACCCAGCCUUCGCUACCUCGAUCUCUCAUCCAACGAUUUAACUGGCGAGAUCCCCCGCAACAUCUCCGCAUCGUCUCAGCUUCAGCUCCUCAAUCUGUCCUUCAAUCGAUUCACCGGAGAGAUUCCACCUUCUUUCGGAGAGUUUCUGCAACUCCAGUAUCUGUGGCUGGACUGGAAUCUAUUGGAGGGAACUCUGCCUUCGGCGCUUGCCAACUGUUCUACGCUCAUGAAUUUGAGUGUUCAAGGCAAUGCGCUUCAAGGUUUGAUCCCAGCCGCCAUCGGGGCUCUUCCGAGACUCCAAGUGCUUUCCCUCUCACACAAUGACCUCUCUGGUGCGGUUCCCUCCUUCGCUUUCUGCAAUGCUUCUUCGUACCCUCCAUCAUUAAGGAUUGUUCAGCUGGGGUUUAAUGCAUUCACGGCUCUUGUUUCUCCGCCGGAAGCCACAUUCUACACCGUCUUACAGGUCUUAGAUCUUCAGCAGAAUCAGAUACAUGGCAUGUUCCCCUUCUGGUUAACGAAUGUGUCCACUCUAGCGGUGCUCGAUCUUUCCGGAAACUCGUUCUCGGGCACGCUACCAGUUGGCAUCGGUAACCUCUUCAAGUUGGAAGAGCUGAGGGUGGCGAACAAUUCAUUUCAAUGUGAUAUCCCCAGUGAGAUCCAAAACUGCAGUUUGUUAAGUGUUCUUGAUCUUGAAGGGAACCGUUACACCGGCGAGAUUCCUGCAUUCUUGUGGAAGCUUAGGGGCUUGAAGGUUUUGUCUCUUGGGGGAAACUCCUUCUCGGGUCCCAUUCCAGCGUCUCUUGGAAGUCUUUCAGAGCUAGAAACGCUGAAUCUGGGACGUAAUAACCUCACGGGGAACCUGCCAAAAGAGCUGAUGUGGUUGAGUAAUCUCACUACCCUGGACCUUCGCGACAAUAGAUUAUCUGGAGAAGUUCCUUCCAACAUUGGGGACGUUAGGAGUUUAUUGGUUCUGAAUAUGAGUGGUAAUGGCUUCUCAGGGAGUAUCCCCACGAGUAUCGGAUCACUUUUGCAGCUCAGGAUUCUGGAUUUCAGCCGUCAGAAUCUCUCCGGUGAGUUACCCUAUGAGCUUUCAGGUUUGCCUAAUCUGCAAUACAUUGCUCUGGAAGAGAAUGCAUUGUCAGGGGCUGUUCCUGAAGGUUUCAGCAGCUUAUCAAGUUUGAAAUAUCUGAACCUGACGUCCAAUGCUUUCUCUGGAGAGAUUCCGGCAACCUAUGGGUUUCUCAGGUCAUUAACCGUUCUCUCACUGUCCAAUAAUCACUUAACCGGCUCGAUUCCACCGGAGCUCGGCAAUUGCUCUGAUCUUGAAGUCCUUCAGCUCCGCUCAGAUGGUUUGACAGGUCAAAUUCCGGACGAUAUCCUGCGUCUCUCGUAUUUGAAGGAGCUCGACUUGGGUCACAACAGUUUGAGGGGUAAAAUCCCAGAGCAAAUCUCCAGAUGUAAAUCCCUAAGGUCACUGUUAGUGAAUGACAAUCACCUCUCCGGAGCAAUACCAGACUCUCUUUCAGAUAUAUCAAACCUGACGGAGAUAGACCUCUCUGCCAACAACUUGGGUGGGGUGAUACCGGUGAACCUAACCCUCCUCUCCGGCUUGAGACGCUUCAAUGUAUCAAGAAAUAACCUCGAAGGAGAGAUUCCAGAUAGGCUGGGUUCUCGAUUCAAUGACCAUUCUGCAUUUGCGUUCAAUUCAGAUUUGUGCGGGAAGCCAUUGAAUAGAAAAUGUGUGAAUGUACCCAAAACUAACAGGAAGAAGAAGAAGAAGAAGAAGAAGAAGCUGAUUCUGGUGGUGGCUGUUGCCGUGGCCGGAGCUUUCCUGACGGCAUUAUUCUGUUGCUGCUACGUUUUCAGUCUGUUGCGGUGGCGGAAGCGGCUCCGAGAGAGGGGCAAUGGGGAGAAGAAAAGGAGCCCGGCACGGGUGAGCUCCGGAGCAGCAGAGGGAGGUCGCGGCAGCGGAGAGAAUGGGAGCGAAGGGCCAAAAAUAGCCAUGUUCAACAAGAAGCUUACAUACGCAGAGACGUUGGAGGCGACGAGGCAGUUUGACGAAGAAAAUGUACUGAGCAGGGGAAGGUAUGGGCUUGUGUUCAAGGCUUGCUUUCUGGACGGCACUGUGCUUUCGAUCCGCCGUCUCCCUGAUGGUUCCAUUGACGAGGGAACAUUCCGAAAGGAAGCAGAGUCGCUGGGGAAGGUGAAGCACAGGAACCUAACAGUCCUCCGAGGAUACUACGCUGGACCACCUGACGUCCGGCUACUCGUGUACGACUACAUGCCCAAUGGGAACCUUGUUACUCUGCUACAAGAGGCAUCACACCAGGACGGCCAUGUCCUCAAUUGGCCAAUGCGCCAUCUCAUUGCCCUCGGAGUCGCCCGUGGGCUGGCCUUCCUACACGCAUCCUCCAUGGUUCACGGUGAUGUCAAGCCUCAGAAUGUGCUUUUCGAUGCCGACUUCGAAGCCCACUUAUCUGAUUUCGGGCUCGAACGGCUCACAAUGGCGACGCGGGCAGAAGCAUCCACAUCUUCUACCCCGGUGGGGUCCCUGGGGUAUGUAUCGCCGGAGGCGACAUUGACAGGGGAAGUGAGCAAAGGGGCCGACGUGUACAGUUUCGGGAUCAUAUUGCUAGAACUAUUAACGGGGAGGCGGCCGGUGAUGUUUACUCGGGACGAGGACAUAGUGAAGUGGGUGAAGAAGCAGUUGCAGAGGGGUCAGAUAUCGGAGCUGUUGGAACCGGGGCUCCUGGAGCUCGACCCGGAGUCGUCAGAGUGGGAAGAGUUCCUGUUAGGAGUGAAGGUGGGGUUGCUUUGCACAGCACCAGACCCCCUAGAUAGGCCAUCCAUGGCCGACAUUGUCUUCAUGCUCGAAGGCUGCCGGGUUGGCCCCGACAUUCUCUCUUCUGCUGAUCCCACCGCUUUACCGUCGCCGGCAUGAUUAAGCCACCCCAACACCCUACCCAAGAAAUUGUUAUCCAGAAAUCAAUCAUUAGAUUCCCAUCUCUCUUCCAUUUUGGAGGGGAAAAGAAAAAAGUUUUUUUUUGGAUGGACGGAAAAA
Molecule: messenger RNA, 3741 nt
Organism: Macadamia integrifolia
Lineage: Eukaryota; Viridiplantae; Streptophyta; Magnoliopsida; Proteales; Proteaceae
Product: probable LRR receptor-like serine/threonine-protein kinase At4g36180
Exons: 1
Coding region: 154-3621 (1155 amino acids)
Biological process (GO): protein phosphorylation
Molecular function (GO): ATP binding; receptor serine/threonine kinase binding; protein kinase activity
Source: RefSeq, a predicted model, not a curated record